UUUUGGAAGUUUUAGAGCCAUUCUAGUUUAACCGAUUUAACUAAAAUUCAAUUUGCUUGAACGUUCCCCAUCACGUUUAGAUUUCAAAGUGGGUCCAAAAUUGAAUCUCGCCACACACAUUUUCAUGUCCAAAAGACCCUAAUCACAGCCAUGGAUUGCCAAUUGGGAGUGAGGAAAUCUCACCUUAUCCACACUGUCACCACAAUUCCUUAUCCAACUCCAUCUCAGACGUCGUUCAUUUAUCAGAUUCCCUCAUAAUCCCAUUUCCCCAUUAACAACUCUCCACCAUUAAUCCUCCUCCUUCGAGCCUUCGGACUUGGAUUUUGUACAAAAGUUACAGAGAGUAAUGGCGACCAUGAAUUCCAGCGUCUUGGCCUGCAACUACGCCAUUUCAGGUGCUGGAUCCGCCGAGCUUAACUCGAAACUCAGCGCCGUGACUUCUGUUGCGUCGCCUGGGGUUUCUGGUUACAAGUUGCCUGCGAUUAGGGCUCGACAGGCUAGGGUUCCUGAAGCUAAGAAUGAAGGAAGGAGAACUGCGCUUCUCUUCCUUGGAGCUUCCCUCUUUGCUGCGGCUGCUGCUUCCUCCAACUCUUCGGCUAAUGCUGGAGUCAUUGAAGAGUACCUUGAGAAGAGUAAAGCUAACAAGGAGCUGAAUGACAAGAAAAGAUUAGCAACAAGUGGAGCAAACUUUGCAAGGGCAUACACUGUUCAGUUUGGAUCAUGCAAGUUCCCAGAGAACUUCACAGGGUGCCAAGAUCUUGCAAAACAAAAGAAAGUCCCAUUUAUCUCUGAUGAUUUGGAAUUGGAGUGUGAGGGGAAGGACAAGUACAAGUGUGGUUCCAAUGUCUUCUGGAAAUGGUGAAGAGAACAGAACAAUUUAUUGAAGUCUUUGUAUCUAAUUUUCAACUUUUAAGAAGUGUGAAAUUUUAUUUAGUCCAAUUCCAUUGCUUUCUUUCUUCUCUUUCAGACCAAAAGAAGCCAAAUGAGAAAGUAGAAACCCUAGAAAUCUAUUGCUUUA
Cucurbita moschata (crookneck pumpkin) is the source of this 1018-nucleotide messenger RNA. Its product is annotated as photosystem I reaction center subunit N, chloroplastic-like. The coding region runs from base 347 to 862 and encodes 171 amino acids. Lineage: Eukaryota; Viridiplantae; Streptophyta; Magnoliopsida; Cucurbitales; Cucurbitaceae. The record is from RefSeq and is a predicted model, not a curated record. Gene Ontology annotation, biological process: photosynthesis. Gene Ontology annotation, cellular component: chloroplast photosystem I. The transcript has 3 exons.